Messenger RNA from Hordeum vulgare subsp. vulgare (domesticated barley), 727 nucleotides. Its product is annotated as pathogenesis-related protein PRB1-2. The transcript has a single exon. The record is from RefSeq and is a predicted model, not a curated record. The coding region runs from base 55 to 549 and encodes 164 amino acids. Gene Ontology annotation, cellular component: extracellular region. Lineage: Eukaryota; Viridiplantae; Streptophyta; Magnoliopsida; Poales; Poaceae.
AACCAAAGCUGGCUACAGCAGGCCCAUAGAAAUCAUUUAGACACCGAACCGAGAAUGCAGACGCCCAAGCUAGCCAUCUUGCUCGCCCUAGCCAUGGCAGCCGCCAUGGUUAACCUUUCCCAGGCGCAGAACUCGCCGCAGGACUACGUCUCACCCCACAACGCGGCCCGCUCCGCCGUCGGCGUGGGCGCCGUGAGCUGGAGCACGAAGCUGCAGGCGUUCGCCCAGAACUACGCCAACCAGAGGAUCAACGACUGCAAGCUCCAGCACUCGGGCGGGCCGUACGGGGAGAACAUCUUCUGGGGGUCGGCUGGCGCCGACUGGAAGGCAGCGGACGCGGUGAACUCGUGGGUGAACGAGAAGAAGGACUACAACUACGGCUCCAACACCUGCGCGGCGGGGAAGGUGUGCGGACACUACACGCAGGUGGUGUGGCGCGCAUCGACCAGCAUAGGCUGUGCUCGUGUCGUCUGCAACAACAACCGCGGCGUCUUCAUCACCUGCAACUACGAGCCCCGCGGGAACAUCGUUGGACAGAAACCAUACUAACUGUGAUGCACGUCUUCGCAGUACAUACAUGCAUGCAUACAUAUAGUCUCUCGUUCCUAAUCUCAUGCACCUUUGUAUUCCUAACUAGCUAGAGGGACCGAGCGAGUAAAUAAAAGGAAUGCCGUAAUAAGCCAUGUAUUCCAUCCUGGACUAUAAUAAAUAAUGAGCUCUUAUAUGA